Sugiyamaella lignohabitans is the source of this 2529-nucleotide messenger RNA. RefSeq names its product Rim8p (gene RIM8). The transcript has a single exon. Bases 1 to 2529 code for a protein of 842 amino acids. Gene Ontology annotation, biological process: ubiquitin-dependent endocytosis. NCBI's taxonomy places the organism in Eukaryota, Fungi, Ascomycota, Dipodascomycetes, Dipodascales, Trichomonascaceae. Gene Ontology annotation, cellular component: cytoplasm; plasma membrane; cytosol. The record is from RefSeq and is a predicted model, not a curated record. Gene Ontology annotation, molecular function: ubiquitin protein ligase binding; protein-macromolecule adaptor activity.
AUGUUUCGCACACUCUCCAAGCUGCGGCCUAUUUUCCACAGUACCAUACAGAGGAACUCCAAUUCAGAUGAUUUUUUCGUCGAGUUGAAUGACCCCCACAAGACUUUUAGUCCUGGGUCGGUUGUCGAUGGAAGCGUGGUGUUGGUUCUUGCCAAGCCUGAAAAGGUAUCUCAUAUCGAGUGCACUAUCCAGGGCACCGUGACUAUUAGAAAUGCUUUGGUGAAGAGCAAAACUGUCAAGAAUGUGCUUUUCCAGCAAAAAGUCGAACUAUGGGGUCAUGCUGAGUCUACCAAUGGCAGUGACUUGGAGGUUGAUUUUAACGGCAGUGGGAACUCGCCAUCACCCGGAUCUUCUGGCCAAUUGGCUGAUAGCAGCUGUAAUGUCAGUGUUCACAGUGGCAAGAGUGCCAAAAGCUGUAAAAGCACCAAAAGUUCCAAAAGUUCCAAAAGCGUCAAGAGUAUAAAGAGUACUCACAGCGACAGAAGUGUUGCUAGCUCCAGUGCUCCUACAACAGGAGUAGCUACUGCUGGACCCUCUGGCUCAACCACGGCUGCAACUGCAACUACAUCUGCUGGCUCAUCCAAUACUUCAAUCAAUGCAACGACAGGCGUGGUAACUCCUAGUGCCAAAAUCAAUCGCAUCACUGACGGCACUCAGAGUAUCGCCCUCAGAGACAGAGCUCCUGAUUCAAGCACCAGGUCGGCUAGUUCUUCUCAACGAAAUUCUGAAGACCUUCACUAUACAACUGCAAAACCCGGUUCUGGCCCUGCAACUAAUUCAAUCCUCUCUGACGACUCUGCAUCUUCUAAUCAAACAUCAACAACAUACCCUGGUCCGACCAAGACCGACCAGCCUCUUCCCCGUGGAGAACAUCUGUUUGCAUUUGAGUUUGUCCUACCAGAAAAGGGUCUUUUCAACAGUCUAGAAUUCGAAAGAGGGUCCAUAUCCUAUACAAUUACAGCCACAUGUCAUCGAACAAGUCCUCCUACCGUCAUCACCGCUCAAAAGGCUGUCUCGGUUAUCUGCCCUAUAGACAUUGCGACUUUGCCAGUGCCUCGAGUCUCCACUUUAACUGUCGAUGUUCAGAAAAAACGAAAAGGUCAUGGAUCAAUUGUAGUGGCGGUAUCACUACCAAGAAAGGGCUAUUUGCGAGGCGACUCGAUACCUGUCAAAGUCAAUGUACAGCAUAUCAAGCAUGUCAAGUGUUUAUCCGGCAUCAUCACCACUCUAUCUCGAAUCAGCAUUGUAUCUGCACAAGGAACUGAAGCCCAAUCAUUCCGAAAAGACCUUUCUCAGACUGUUUCUCCUCUAUACACAGAUCCUGUCAGCUUCAAAUCGACCGUCAUCACUAAUAUCAGGAUUCCUCCCGACACUUUUCCAACUACCAAGGGCCGAGACGACAUCUCAUUCCAGUACUGUAUCGAAGUAGUACUAGAUUUAUCAGGCAAACGAGCGGUAGACUUGACAUCGUCUGGACGAGACAACGAUUUCGAGCCGUCGAAACUAGGCUUUAUAGAUACCGACAAGCUUAAACGAGGUCGUGGCGUGGUGAGUCUGUGGAGUGAGGUGGUUAUAGGCACUCAUAAUGGAGGCAGUGUCGAUUUAGAUGGAACUGCUUCAUCACCAGGGUUGAAAAUGAAACUCAAAGGGAAAGCUCCUGCCAGCAACACAUCUCUGCCAUCUACUAUGUACAGCAGCAACACUGUUGUUGGUGGUCCUGGUCCCGGAAAUGGUCAUACUUCUGCUAUAUCCACAGUAUCUGCUGCUUCAACCACCAGUAAUGGUCAACAGGUCAGUUUCUCAUCUUCAUCUACAACUGUAUACAACGUUCUGAGCUAUGAAGAGCUAGCAGCUGCUGACCAAGCUUCAGCCAUGUCGAGUUCCAACAUGUCGGCUGAAAACGAAAAAGAGCUGCUAAGAAGACGAGAACAAGCUAUUCUGCCUUCCAAUCCUCCCGAAUCAUCACUCUCCUAUACGACCAAUCACGAAGUUCCCUCAUACUACGAGGAGUCUGCUCCAUCAUCAUCAGUUCACUUGGACUCGUCGGCACCACCUCCACAUCUGGUGAUGGCGUCUGCUCCAACAUAUUCCGACGAAGGUGCCAGUAGCAGUGCCAGUGGUAGUAGUGGUACUCACAUGGCAGGAAGCAGUCAUACCAGUAACACAUCCACAGAACUUCUCGACAAAGCCGAGAUGGAACGAGCACGACUCGAACAGAUAGCCAGUGUUCCCGAAGAAGAGUAUGUUCCUCGCUACGAACCAAUUCAAAACCACAGCCACAGCCAUAACAGCAGCCACGGCAUCGAUCUGGAACCCAGUGCACCUGCUCUUCCAGCCGACCUUUCACACGACCACGUCCACAAUCCGGACCAACUCGACUCCGUUCCGUCCGCACCACCUCCAAUCAGUGGGCCGUCGUCCCCGCCACCGCUCCCUCCAUCCUCUGACCCCUCACAAUUGCAUGACGACGAACCGUCGGCGCCAGCGCUGCCAGCUGCCCCGCCACCACCACCACCGAAUAAUGACUAG